CGCAGACACUCGUCCCAGCCCCGCUCGGCUGCCGGAGUGGAGCAGCAGCGAGCGGGAAGGCGUCCGGAGCCGGCCGUGGCAGCCGUGCCGGCGGGGGGAAGGCUCCCCGCAGCCCGGGGGGUCCCCCCAGCAGGGCCGGGGACACGGGGGGACACCCUGCCAUGGCCUUCACCAUGCUGCGCCCUGUGGCCACCCGCAUGCUGUACCCCGACCUCAGCAUCCUCUCGGAGGACGAGGAGAACCGCAGCGAGAGCGACACGUCGGACCAGUCUUUUGGCUGCUGUGAGGGUGCCGAGACCCGCCGCAAGCUGCCGCGCAAACCGGGGCCCAUGGUGAUGGUGAAGCAGAGGCAGGCGGCCAACGCGCGGGAGCGGGACCGGACCCAGAGCGUCAACACGGCCUUCACCGCCCUGCGGACCCUCAUCCCCACCGAGCCCGUGGACCGCAAGCUGUCCAAGAUCGAGACCCUCCGCCUGGCUUCCAGCUACAUCUCCCACCUGGCCAAUGUGCUGCUGCUGGGCGAGGGCUGCGAGGACGGGCAGCCGUGCUUCAGCGCAAUCUACGGCGCCAAGGGCGACCUGGACGGCAAGCAGCCCCGCAGCAUCUGCACCUUCUGCCUCAGCAACCAGCGGAAAGGGGGCAGCCGGAGGGACCUCGGGGGCAACUGCCUGAAGGUGCGGGGGGUGACCCCGCUGCGAGUGUCACGGAGAUGAGCCGGGGUCCGGCAGCACCCGCCUGAGACAGCAGCAGAGCCAGUGGAGCCCACGCACGCCAGCCCCAGAGACCGCAGUGGGGAGGGAGGGAGCUGCUGGCCCCAGAUGGUGGCAGCCGAGCCCCGGGCUGUGGGCUAGGACCGCACUGACACCAGCCAUGGGGCUGGCAGCGGGGCGGGAGGAUGCUCCCGUGGCCAGUGCUGCCCGCAAAAGGCACGGCCAGGGAGGGGGUCCCUGCACCCCGGGGCUGGACUGGAAGGGGCCCGUGUGCGGCCGGCGUCGAGGUGCUUAGGGGGGACGGUGUCGCGGCCCCGUGGGCGCUGGUUGUGCACGUGCAGCCGCUUGGAAAAUAAACCUUAUUUUUCUGA
Messenger RNA from Columba livia (rock pigeon), 1081 nucleotides. RefSeq names its product transcription factor 15 (gene TCF15). The record is from RefSeq and is a predicted model, not a curated record. Gene Ontology annotation, molecular function: DNA-binding transcription factor activity, RNA polymerase II-specific; RNA polymerase II transcription regulatory region sequence-specific DNA binding; protein dimerization activity. Lineage: Eukaryota; Metazoa; Chordata; Aves; Columbiformes; Columbidae. The coding region runs from base 162 to 713 and encodes 183 amino acids. Gene Ontology annotation, biological process: regulation of transcription by RNA polymerase II; developmental process. The transcript is spliced from 2 exons.